AUGGAGUGCACAUACAAGACAAACAAGUACAGGCAACCGUUGUUUGAAAUAGUUGGUAUGACAUCAACUAAAUUAACAUUUGCUGUUGCAUUUGCCUAUAUGGAAUCUGAGCAGACAGAGACUUUUUGUUGGGUAUUGGAUAAGUUGAAACAGUUGUUUAUCAAGCAGGAUGAUUGUCCUCAAGUAAUCUUGACUGAUAGAGAUCUUGCUUUAAUGAAAGCCAUUGAAACAGUAUUUCCAAAGACAACUAAUUUUCUUUGCCGAUUUCACAUCAACAAAAACGUGAAAUCAAAGUGUAAGGAACAUGUUGUGGAUGAUAUGCGAGAAACAGUGGAGAAAAUGUGGUUUGAACUUACAAGGGCUAGUGAUGAGAUGGAGUACCAUCAAAGGUUGAAACAACUUGAGGAUGCAUGUGUUGACUCCAAAGGUUUUAUUGAUUAUGUGAAUGACACAUGGUUGACACCGCACAGACAUCGAUUUGUCGAAGCAUGGAUCAAUCAAGUGUUACAUUUGGGCAACACCACAACAAAUAGGGUGGAGUCUGCGCAUUGGAAACUUAAGCAAAUGUUAGAGAAUAGCUUAGGUGAUUUAUGCAAAUGUUGGGAGGCUAUGAAUGACAAUAUCAAGAUACAAGUGGGCAACAUUAGAGUUUCAUUUCAGAAGAGUUUUUAUGAAGUUGAGCAUGCACACACUAGUCCUUUUUAUUCAAAUUUGCGUGGUUCAGUAUCAAGAGCUGCAUUGAGGCAGAUUGCUGAAGAGUGGUUGAGGAUUGACAUGGUAGGUACCGAUACGCAAAAGUGCGGAUGUACUCAUAGAAACGUAUAUGGGUUACCAUGUGCUUGUGAGUUAGGGAGAUAUACAUUGAGUGGUGAUGCGAUACCAAUUGAGGCUAUUCAUAUUCAUUGGAGAAAACUAAGUAUGGAAGGAAAUCAAGAUGUAGAUGCAGAUGAUGGAUCAGAAGUAGACAUGACAAAUGCAAUCGAUGAAAUUUGGAAAAGGUGGAGGUCACUAAAUGUUGUCGGAAAAAGAGCAUUAAAAAGCAGAGUGUGUGAGAUUGCUUAUUCGACUACAACAAAGAUGUGUCCACCGCCUGAAAAAAUUAAAACCAAAGGAGGGGUUAAGAAGAAAGUGAAGAGACCUGUGGGAUAUGAUGUUUAUCGUGAUCCUUCAGGAUAUGAGUAUGUUGAUCAAGCACAUUCGAGUUUGCAAAAAUCUUCAAAGAGGUUAUGUUCACAACUAUCCCAAACCUCAAAAAAUAAAGAAUUUGAUAAAUACAUUAUACAAUUUCCAGAUUACAUCAGACCAUUUAUUGAUGACAUUGUUGAUGUAAGAGAUGAUGGAAAUUGUGGGUUUAGAGCCAUUGCAUCUUUGCAUGGUUAUGGCACAGAUGGAUGGUCAAUGGUUCGUCGGGAUUUGGAGAAAGAAAUUAUAGGUCCUAGAAGCAAGUUGUAUGAGGAUUUAUUUGGUAAACGCCUUCCAACAGUGAGAUCAUCGUUGGUGAUAGAAACUUUAGGACAGCAACCACCAAAUAAAUGGAUGACGUUACCUGAGUUGGGCUAUGUAAUAACUAAUCGGUAUAACGUUGUUCUCGUCUCUUUAGGUCACCCUAGUUUGAGUUACUUUCCUAUGACGAGUGCACAUUCACCUAAUGCAUCCAUUUACUGCAUCGGAUUUUUCAAUGGAAAUCAUUGGGUUCAGGUAAACAUGAAUGAAGGAUUCCCGUUGCCACCUGUCACAAAUGAUUGGAAGAAAUAUCGCACAAAAGAUGCAACAUCUUGGAUGGUAGGAUUUGUCGGGCGGUUACAACAUUGGCAACGACUUACGCCUAUACUGCCAAACUAUGUCAGCUUGGUUUGA
This is a messenger RNA of Vicia villosa (hairy vetch), 1857 nucleotides long. RefSeq lists its product as uncharacterized. Lineage: Eukaryota; Viridiplantae; Streptophyta; Magnoliopsida; Fabales; Fabaceae. Gene Ontology annotation, biological process: regulation of DNA-templated transcription. Bases 1 to 1857 code for a protein of 618 amino acids. The transcript is spliced from 3 exons. The record is from RefSeq and is a predicted model, not a curated record.